Equus quagga is the source of this 6970-nucleotide messenger RNA. RefSeq names its product MAM domain containing glycosylphosphatidylinositol anchor 2 (gene MDGA2). NCBI's taxonomy places the organism in Eukaryota, Metazoa, Chordata, Mammalia, Perissodactyla, Equidae. Gene Ontology annotation, molecular function: protein binding. The transcript has 18 exons. The coding region runs from base 82 to 3225 and encodes 1047 amino acids. Gene Ontology annotation, biological process: homophilic cell-cell adhesion. Gene Ontology annotation, cellular component: plasma membrane. The record is from RefSeq and is a predicted model, not a curated record.
UGCCCCUCCCCGGUGUCUGCGAUUUCCCCAGGCGCCCGGGGUGAGUGCGGCGUGCGUGUGAGUGUGUGUGCGUGUGUGUGCAUGAGUGUGGGGUGUGCGGGGCUCCUGCGCUCCGCUCCCGGCCGCCGCCGGACAGGCACGGACGGACCGCGCUGCCUUCCUGGGCGAGCGGCGCCCGGGCACCUGCGCUCGGCCCGGGCGCGAGUGGAGCGCGCGCCGCCGGCCGCCGGCCUCGGGAAGGUCCCGCUGCGUCCCCCCCGGGCUGGAUAUGUUCAUGUUCACGUGAAGAUGGAUUUAGUGUACGGGCUCGUGUGGCUGCUGACAGUCCUCCUGGAGGGGAUCUCCGGCCAAGGAGUGUACGCUCCCCCCACGGUUCGUAUUGUGCACUCAGGCCUGGCCUGUAACAUUGAGGAGGAGCGCUACUCCGAGAGGGUCUACACUAUACGGGAAGGAGAAACCCUAGAACUGACCUGUCUGGUCACAGGACAUCCACGUCCACAGAUCAGGUGGACCAAAACAGCAGGAAGUGCCUCUGACAGAUUCCAAGACUCAAGUGUCUUCAAUGAGACUUUGAGGAUUACAAACAUUCAGCGACACCAAGGAGGCCGGUAUUACUGUAAAGCAGAGAAUGGCUUGGGGUCCCCAGCGAUAAAGUCAAUCAGAGUGGACGUGUACUAUUUGGAUGAUCCGGUAGUAACUGUGCAUCAAAGUAUAGGGGAAGCGAAAGAACAAUUUUACUAUGAGAGAACGGUGUUCCUCCGCUGCGUUGCCAAUUCCAACCCACCUGUCCGGUACAGCUGGAGACGCGGCCAGGAGGUGUUACUACAAGGAUCUGACAAAGGCGUUGAGAUUUAUGAACCCUUCUUUACCCAGGGUGAAACAAAGAUCUUAAAACUCAAGAAUCUUCGCCCUCAGGACUAUGCUAAUUACAGCUGCACUGCCUCAGUGAGGAAUGUCUGUAAUAUUCCUGAUAAGAUGGUGUCAUUUAGACUUUCCAACAAAACGGCAUCUCCGUCAAUUAAACUCUUGGUGGAUGACCCUAUAGUUGUAAACCCUGGAGAGGCCAUAACCUUAGUGUGUGUUACGACAGGAGGAGAGCCCGUACCCUCUCUCACCUGGGUCAGGUCCUUUGGGACUCUGCCUGAAAAGACUGUUUUAAAUGGAGGAACUUUGACCAUACCUGCUAUCACCUCAGAAGAUGCUGGUACUUACAGCUGCAUCGCCAAUAAUAAUGUGGGAAACCCUGCAAAAAAGUCCACGAACAUCAUUGUGAGAGCAUUAAAAAAAGGACGAUUUUGGAUCACACCAGAUCCUUAUCACAAAGAUGACAACAUCCAGAUUGGGCGUGAGGUGAAAAUAUCUUGCCAAGUAGAAGCUGUCCCUUCUGAGGAGUUAACAUUUAGUUGGUUUAAAAACGGUCGUCCAUUAAGAAGUUCUGAGCGGAUGGUUAUUACGCAGACUGAUCCGGAUGUCUCCCCGGGAACGACCAACUUGGACAUCAUUGACUUAAAAUUCACGGAUUUUGGGACAUACACGUGUGUAGCAUCUCUGAAGGGAGGAGGCAUAUCUGACAUCAGUAUUGAUGUCAACAUAUCCAGCAGCACAGUUCCACCCAAUCUGACUGUUCCACAGGAAAAAUCACCUUUGGUCACCAGAGAAGGAGAUACAAUAGAACUGCAAUGUCAAGUAACUGGAAAACCUAAACCCAUCAUCCUUUGGUCUAGAGCGGAUAAGGAAGUCGCAAUGCCUGAUGGGUCAAUGCAAAUGGAGAGUUAUGACGGAACACUGAGGAUCGUGAAUGUGUCUAGGGAGAUGUCAGGAAUGUACAGAUGUCAGACCAGCCAGUACAAUGGAUUCAAUGUGAAACCAAGAGAAGCCUUGGUGCAGCUCAUCGUGCAGUAUCCUCCUGCCGUGGAGCCAGCAUUCCUGGAAAUCCGGCAAGGACAAGACCGAAGUGUCACUAUGAGCUGCCGGGUACUGAGGGCCUAUCCCAUACGGGUGCUGACCUAUGAGUGGCGUUUGGGCAACAAGUUAUUACGGACGGGUCAGUUCGACUCUCAAGAGUACACAGAAUACCCGGUGAAGAGUCUUUCCAAUGAGAACUAUGGGGUUUAUAACUGUAGCAUCAUCAAUGAAGCUGGAGCCGGCAGAUGCAGCUUUCUUGUUACAGGAAAGGCCUAUGCUCCGGAAUUCUAUUACGAUACCUACAACCCUGUGUGGCAGAACAGACACCGAGUUUAUUCCUACAGUCUGCAGUGGACACAAAUGAAUCCCGAGGCAGUAGACCGGAUUGUUGCAUACCGGUUGGGUAUUAGGCAGGCUGGACAGCAGCGUUGGUGGGAACAGGAGAUUAAAAUAAAUGGAAAUAUUCAAAAGGGAGAAUUAAUUACAUAUAAUUUGACUGAGCUAAUUAAACCAGAGGCUUACGAAGUCCGACUGACUCCUCUCACCAAAUUUGGGGAAGGAGAUUCAACAAUUCGUGUCAUCAAAUACAGUGCUCCUGUUAAUCCUCAUUUGAGAGAAUUUCACUGUGGAUUUGAAGAUGGUAACAUUUGUUUGUUCACCCAAGAUGAUACAGAUAAUUUUGACUGGACAAAGCAAAGUACUGCAACAAGAAAUACAAAAUACACUCCAAACACCGGACCUAACGCUGAUCGUAGCGGCUCCAAAGAAGGUUUUUAUAUGUACAUUGAGACGUCUCGGCCCAGAUUAGAAGGUGAAAAGGCUCGACUUCUCAGCCCUGUUUUCAGCAUAGCUCCCAAAAACCCAUAUGGACCCACGAACACUGCAUAUUGUUUCAGCUUCUUUUAUCACAUGUAUGGACAACAUAUAGGUUACAGGGAAAUGGUGCUAGAUGCUAAGUCAGAUCUGGAGGUAGAAAUGAAGACCAUCAGAAAAGGUGUUUUAAAUGUUUAUCUACGAUUGAAAGGGCAGACAACGAUAGAGAAUCCACUGUGGUCUUCAAGUGGGAAUAAAGGACAACGAUGGAAUGAGGCUCAUGUUAAUAUAUAUCCAAUUACUUCAUUUCAGCUCAUUUUUGAAGGUAUUCGAGGUCCCGGCAUAGAAGGUGACAUUGCCAUUGAUGAUGUGUCAAUUGCAGAAGGAGAAUGUGCAAAGCAAGACCUGACGACUAAGAAUUCCGUCGAUGGUGCUGUUGGGAUUUUAGUACAUAUAUGGCUUUUUCCCGUUAUCGUCCUCAUCUCUAUCUUAAGUCCUCGAAGGUGACCUUAUACUGGCAGAGGCUAUAAAAGAUUCACCAGGCACUGGCAUGAAGAAAGAGUCUUUGUAAAUGGACAUUGAAAAAACAAACUACCAAAGAUUCCUCUACUGACUACUGACUCAAAAAUAAAAUAAUAAAAACAAAUUUUUUUAAGCACUGGGGAUAAAAAGACAUCAUGGAAGUAUAACUUAUUCCAAACAACAUAUAAAAGAUAAUCUUGACCUGAGUAGAGAAGAGACCUUCAGGUGCUUUUGUGGCUGAAAAGAUUACAGCGUCAUCUGGUCAUCUGGUUGAACUCUGGAAAAAAAAAAAAAGAGCUAUAGAAAUCCUUGUCAAAGCACAAAGUCAUGGCUGGUUUUGUUUCAAAUGAAUAGUUUGCUUGUUACCAUGGAAACCUAAUGGCCUGCCAACAAAAACCUCACUGUAAACAGGGUACGUGAAGAGCUGGUAUUUAUUUUCCUUUCGAGAAGGUUUUACGUAGAGAAUUAAAUAAAUGUAGGCCCUUUUACCUUUGGUUGUUACCCUUCCUUGAAAAUAACCCAAACUCAGAAUUAUUUAAAGCAUUCAUGUUCCUCCAUACCCCACCUUUAUGAUUAUUCUGUUUCCCCCCAUGGCUCAGCUAGAUAAUGUAUGCUGUCUCCUUCUGCAUGCACACCUCUCCAGGGGCUCAACCUGGGCUUACAUAUUACACAGGCUUAUCGGAGUUUGCUUGCGGCCACUUGAACACCCAAACUAAGUCAUCUGUUCCAACGAAGAAACCAAACCACCAUCUUUUAUAAAUUGCCAUGGAAACCAAGUGCCUUCAAUGAAACAAGCCUGAAUAAUUUUCAACUCAGAAGCUUGCACUGCUAAGAGUGGUUUGUGUAAAACUCUUUUUCUAAACAAACUACAGAGCCUCAAUGUGCAAAUUACAGGCAAGACAACAAAGCCGCUUCUGAAAAAGAAAGGACCGGAGCUGCUGCGUGAGCCCAUGCAGAUGAGCUGCUUGUUGCUGGACCUCCUGGACGGCCAUGGCCUUCGGCUUCUUGUCCAUUAGAAAAUCACUUCCUUUGAGACCAGACGUGGGAGCAACGCUUUGUUCUUCCAGGUUAUUAACUGGGUCAACCAGAGUAAAAGGUGGUUAAGAUAACACUUAGCGCAGAAGGUGAUAAAACACACGAGUGAUUUUUUUACUCUCGCCUCCAUGUGAAAUGAAAUUGGCCCUAGCUUUAGAGGGAGCAAGAAAAUGUGUAUGAUUGCAGUGCACACAAACUCUACAGCGGAACUGGGCCUGAACAAUCUGGCUUUAUUCUAAACACUGAGGGUCGUAUGCCUCUGCCCUUUAGUCAGACUCUGUGCAAAUUGUGAAAUAUUAUUUUAUUAUUUUACCAAGAUUAAAAACACUUUUACAAAAAAACGAAAACCUGUAAAAAUGAUUUUGAGCUACCUGAGGACAAAUCAUACCUUUAACCAGCCAGUUUUCCAACGCAUUGUAAAUUUCACUUAAACCUGUUGGUUAUGAAAAUUUGAAGAUCUUUUUCCUUAAAUUAUCUCAGCUUUUAACUUCAUUUAAAAAGACUUUUGUCUAAAGAAGAAUAUUAUUAUUAUUAUUAUAUGUUCUUUCAACACCCCAGGAUUAAAAAAAAACUGAUUAUGCAAGUAAUUGGGAUAUAAGCAUUAAAUUAGAACAUUUGCAAAUAUUAAUAUAAAAAGCACAACAAAAUGUAGUGGAAAAAUGACAAAGCUUGAUUUUUUAAAAAAAUUCUGUAGAAAUGUUUGUGCAAAUUCAGUAAUUCAACUUAAAAGAUAAUUUUACAGCUAUGUUCAAUAAAGCCUCUUUCCAGGUAAGGUAUGAAAAGCUGUAUGUGUGUUUGUUGAGCAAUGUUCACUGAUCACGAAAAUGAGACUAGUUAUACAAUUUAUCGGUUCCGUGGCCCUGGGAUAAAUCUUCAGUGCUUCAUAAACCCUAAUGUCUGCGGGAAGAAAGUUUAAUAGGAACACCCUGGCGCACUCUUCUAUAUUUGUAAUAGAUGUAAAAAAAAAUGUCAAGCCUUUCAAAGUAAAAUAUGAAACAGAUAAGAAGAACUUGGAAUUUCAUGUGUAUCCUCACGGUUAAAGAGGGGACCAGUUGGAAUGUCUAGGUAGUGAUAGAAUUGAGCUAAACCAAGUCUUUUAAAUUAAAAAGAAUAAACAAGUGAGUUUCCUAACUUUUUUGAACAAAUCAGGCAUAUUGAAAAAUUUUCAAAAUUACAGUCAUUUUAUCAAACCAAAGAGAUUAAAGUAAAGAAUAUUGGGGCACUUAGCUUAAUAUUUGCUAAAUUUUCCUUCACCUUGGCUUCUAUUUUUUGUGGCAACUAACCGUUUAUCUCCACUAUCCUGUAUGAGUGGAUCAUCCUUUCUAAUUGAACUUCUGCACACUCAUUGCUGAUAAUAUCAAUAAAAAUGUUUUAGGUCUAAAGAGAGGCUUAACUCCUUGCUGCCUUCUCUCCUUGAUCUUUGAUUUGAGUGAGGCUUUUGCAAAAAACUAAGAAGUUUAUAUUCAGAAUAUUUGGAUAUACAUGUGUCCUUUCCAGGAAAACAGUCAAGUCUCCUUUUUCCUAAGUAAGCCUGCACAAGAAAUUCCUGAAGAUGAAUGUUUCAAUCCUACUGCUAAGCAUUCAUGAGAUACUAUAGUCUUUCCCUAACCUUUCACACAGUAAGAAUACACAAUUCUUCAGAAGUUCAUGAGAACUGGCUGGUACUUCAAAAAUUAAUUUUGAUUAGAUUUUUGAGAAAUUGCAGGUGAUUGCCAAGAACAAAGGGGCCAUCAGAAGAACUGCGAAGCAAUCAGAUUUAUUGAUACAGUAAUAAAAUACGUAUCUCAAGUAGGUUCUGGAUCAUUUAAACAAACCAACAAACUCAGAAUUAGAAUCAAUUUUUUUCACUCCAGAUCAAAUGUUCAGUUGCUUUAAUUGAAAGUAAGUGGAUAAAAAUGCAGGAAAUUUGGGAUAAGUGAAAUGUUAUUCGUGUUAAGUAGUCUCUUCUUUAAUAUUAGUAAUAAUAAUGACAACUUUGAAGCACUUCCCUGUUUACCAAUUGCCUUCCUUUUCCUCAUAUUUUUUGUAUUUAUUAUGAGUUGAACUGACCCACAUACUCCCCCUUUUUCCUUUUUGAUAACAUAUUUUAAGUGUGAUUGAUGCCAAUAUUUUUCUGCUCUUUUAUAGGAAAGCAUCAGGCAAUGGAUCAUUUAAUUUUGGGGGAGAAAGAUUAUACCAUGUAGUCACCAUUAGUUAGGAACAUUACUCUGUUUCAUUAGUUCAAAGAUGCUUGCUUCUCCACAUUUUAACAUCUCUGCAAGCGGGCCUAUUUUAAUUACAAUUGGCAGCAUCUGUGUAGUGAUAUACAUAAAAUAAUGCAGCAUCUUAAAACUCAUGGCCUCUUAGACAUGUUGAAAUUCACUAAUGUUUCCAGAAGUGCCAAAUUAUGGCCAAUAUUAUUACUUUUCAACAAACUCAAAAGUGAGAAAAAGAUACCCCAUCAGCUUGUUAGGAUUUAUAUGAAAUACUUGUUGACUAUGCAUUAUUUAAAAAUAAUGUAACUUUUACUUUGUGCUUUUUGAAAAUCUGAGACUUCUCUUAUAUAUGUUAUAUACAUACCUAGCCUUGCUUUCUUUUUUCCUGCUACCUACUUUUUAGUUCCAUCGUGAAUUGCAAACUGCUACUACGUAUCCCUGAUCUAAAAUAUUUUCUGGUUUCAUGUGAUUCAUAGUACUUAGUAGGUUAGAAGUUUGGC